This is a messenger RNA of Phlebotomus papatasi, 1739 nucleotides long. RefSeq names its product serine protease inhibitor 88Ea-like. Gene Ontology annotation, molecular function: serine-type endopeptidase inhibitor activity. NCBI's taxonomy places the organism in Eukaryota, Metazoa, Arthropoda, Insecta, Diptera, Psychodidae. Bases 238 to 1476 code for a protein of 412 amino acids. The transcript is spliced from 4 exons. The record is from RefSeq and is a predicted model, not a curated record.
GAAGGGGCAGACCCCAAGAGUCGUCAUCAAAAGCCACUUUUAAACUGACGUAUUUCUCACUGCGAAUAUCGCAUAAAUUUCCUCAGUGUUCAUUCGACUGCCGAGUGAGUAAGACAUCCACAAAAUAGCCGCAAAAGUGAUUGUUUCCAGUGAGAAAAAAAACCUUCAGUUUUUAUUUUAUUCAAUUAAAAUUUCCCACCCAGAUUUUGUGUGAACACACAAGCGGAAGUACCCACAAUGCUAUGCAAGAUCUUUCUCCUGGCGAUCAUCGCCACAUUGGUCAGGUGUGAUUGCUUGUCGGAGAAUGAUGUUUCGGGGAUCUUCAAUAAAGACGCCAAAGUUAAUCUAUACACUGGUCAGCAGGCAUUUACAUUGUCCCUCCUGGAUGCCAUCAACAAAGCUACACCGAAUGAGAAUGUAUUCUUCUCGCCAUAUAGUACAUAUCAUGCCCUCCUACUAGCCUAUUUUGGCGCCAAAAACCAGACUGAAGAUAAUCUGAGGAAGACCCUCAAGCUUGAGUGGGCUGACAGCAAGUUCGACGUGAUGCAGGCAUACAGGAUUGAGACACACGAAAGAGCUCGUCGGAGUCAAAACAGUUCAGUGGAAUUUACGUCAGCUGAUAAACUCUAUUUUGCACCAAAAGUGGAAGUCAAGGAGUGCAUGAAGGAUCUUUUCCACGACGAACUCGAGACACUGGACUUUGAGAAGGAUCCUGAAGCUGCUCGAGAGACCAUAAACAAAUGGGUUGAAGAUGUGACGAAGAACAAUAUCAAAGAUAUCCUCGUUCCUGGGUCACUUUCCGCCCAGACAACUGUUGUCCUGGCCAAUGCGGCUUAUUUCAAGGGAUCGUGGGCAUCAAAGUUUGACCCUGAUUUGACACAGAAAGAGAUCUUCUAUGCAUCAGCAGAGAAACAGACAUUUGUUGACAUGAUGAGCAAAAAGGGACAUUUUAAUCAUGCUCUGAAUGAGCAUCUGGGAGCUCAUGUGUUGGAAAUUCCCUACGAAGGUGAUGGUACUGAGAUGUCCUUCCUGGUUUUCCUGCCACCCUUCACACCAAAUGGUCUUGACAGUGUUCUGGAGAAAUUGAAUCCGGAAAGUCUUCAGCGAGCUCUGGAUGAUGGAACAUCGCGGGAAGUGGAUCUAAAGCUGCCUAAAUUCUCUUUUGAGAAGAGAUAUGAAUUUGUGCCAAUUCUGGAACGCAUGGGAGUUGGGGAUCUCUUCCAGUCUACCGCAAAUCUAGCUGGAUUUUCAGACAGUCACAAAAUUUCCCUGGACGAUGCUGUGCACAAAGCAAAGAUUGAUGUUGAUGAGUCUGGAUCGACAGCUGCUGCAGCCACUGUUCUGUUCUCCUUCCGCUCAUCUCGACCACUUGAUCCUCUGCAGUUCCACUGCAAUCAUCCCUUCCUCUUCCUCAUCUACGAUCACCGAUCACGAGCAAUUCUCUUCUCUGGCAUCUACCGUGGCCCUGAAAAUUAAUCCCACAGCGACUCUUCCUGGCAAACUUCCUAAAUUUCCUAGUAGUUCUUGUACCUCCUAAGCGAUCCUAAAUUAUAACACUCUGUGGGAAUAUUUCCGUGUCCCAUGCUGUGUGCGUCUCUUUGAGUGAAAGGUGAGUGAAUGGAUUGAUGUGAGAAGAAUAUUUGUGAACUUUUUUUUUAUUAUUCAGUCAUUUUAAUAUCUUGUGUUAAUAUUGUAUAAUUUUUUUUUCAAAUAAUAAAGAAAAAAGAGAUGCUGAUUCA